UUUCACGGGGCACUAUUACCUGUGACACUCACCACUCGUCAAUAGAACAAACGGUAGAACAUGGAGUCUGUACUCAGAACAUCAACUCUCCCUGUUGUGUGUCUUCUAGUUGUACACUAUGUAGCAGGGAUUCACGGCGCCGCGGCUUGUGACAGUCCACAUGUAGACAACGAGAGGCCAGUUAAUGUAACAGAAGAGGAGUAUGCCAAGUACUGUUGUAGCGCGAUCAAAAAACGGUUCAUCCAACUCAACCUCCCGGUUCGACUGUGCCUCGGAAGGCGGGUGUUGCGGAGAAGUCGACGAGCAGUACUGCUGUGGAAACAUAUCCUCUCUUGCGCUGGGUUUAUGCUUUGCGGGAUUUGUCAUGGUCUUUUUGUUCUGCGUAUUCACGAUCAACGUGUGCUACUGUCUCAAGUCCGCAGAUAGAGGCAAGCCAUUAGACAUAAGACGGAACAGCGGCACAAGCACUAACUACAGUUUAGGGGGUUCUUUCAGGAUUCCCCGACCGAGUGUUUACAGGACUUCCCGACCAAGUAUCAUUUUUGUCCUCCGCCGUAAACCCCACACCGACCCUGUAUCUACCAUCGUAAUGCCCCCCACAGUGCCCCCUGCAUAUGUUCCAGAUGUUCCACCAGAUGCCCCACCACCAUCCUAUACUGAAGUCAUACGAAAUCCACAUGUAUUCCCCAGUACUGAAAAAGGCAACGCUAUAUAUACUGUUUGAGUAUAUGAGGAGUAAGUGAGCUUAGUUUUUGCCGCCUUUAGCAAUAUUCCAGCAAUAUCACGGCGGGGGACACAAGAUAUUGUGUUUACAGAUUGUACCCAUGUGGGGAAUCGAACCCGGGUCCUCCACAUGACUAUCGAACGCUCCAGCCACUUGGCUACACCUUAUAUUGGCACUGAUUAAGCGAACUUGUCAGCACUAUAUAAUCAGAUACUCAGAAAUAUCGUCGAUGGAAUCAGUAUUAACGAUUAUCGAUAUGCAAAUUAUGUACUCGAAAAUAUCAUAAAUGUGAUGAAAUACUUUUACAAUUUACUCAGAAAAUACACAAAGGUAGAGUUUUAUACAUGGAUUGCUCCUGAAGUAAGUUCAGGACGGCUGGUAAUCCAAGUCUUAAUAUGUCACCACUCACCACUGUUGUGAAAUAUGUUGAUUUCUUUCAUAUUUUUUAGUCAUUUUUGCUCAGUGUUACUUCUCCGAUAUUUAUCGAUAAUCGAUCGAUAUUCAUUUAACGAUAGUACUAUAGUGUGGGUCCUGACAUCCUACAUUUCCUGGAUCCAGCCGAAUCCUAAUUAUUUAUGCAUGAUAUCUCAUAAAUAUGCAAGUUGAUGCAUUACGUCACAGGUCA
Messenger RNA from Haliotis rubra (blacklip abalone), 1349 nucleotides. RefSeq lists its product as uncharacterized. The record is from RefSeq and is a predicted model, not a curated record. The transcript has 5 exons. The coding region runs from base 61 to 426 and encodes 121 amino acids. Lineage: Eukaryota; Metazoa; Mollusca; Gastropoda; Lepetellida; Haliotidae.